ACGUAUGCCUUGUGUACCGGAAGUAAAUGUUGAGAACUGAUGUGUAUCGGGAAUUAUUUCAGCCCACGGUGUGAAAGAAGAUGGACACACUACAUAAACUAAAACAAUUUGAUGCCUAUCCGAAAACUCUUGAGGAUUUCCGAAUUAAAACAUGCGGCGGAGCUACGGUCACCAUCAUAAGUGGUCUCAUCAUGUUGAUCCUGUUCUUCUCAGAGUUGCAGUAUUAUCUCACUAAAGAGGUCCAUCCUGAAUUGUUUGUGGACACAUCACGAGGAGACAAACUGAAAAUCAACAUUAAUGUGAUAUUUCCUAACAUGCCGUGUGCCUAUCUCAGCAUUGAUGCCAUGGAUGUUGCUGGAGAGCAGCAGUUGGAUGUGGAGCACAACCUGUUCAAGCAAAGGCUCGACAAGGAUGGCAAUCCUGUCACUACAGAGGCAGAGAAACAUGAUUUGGGACAAGAGGAAGGUGAAAUUUUUGACCCUAGUAAGCUAGAUCCUGAGCGGUGUGAAAGCUGCUAUGGAGCAGAGACGGAGGAUUUGAAGUGCUGUAACACCUGUGAUGACGUACGGGAAGCGUAUCGCAGGCGGGGCUGGGCCUUCAAGAACCCUGACACCAUCGAGCAGUGCAAGAGGGAGGGCUUCAGCCAGAAGAUGCAGGAGCAGAAGAAUGAGGGCUGCCAGAUUUAUGGCUUUCUUGAGGUCAACAAGGUGGCAGGAAAUUUCCACUUUGCCCCUGGAAAGAGUUUCCAGCAGUCCCAUGUUCAUGUUCAUGAUCUGCAGAGCUUUGGACUAGACAACAUCAACAUGACUCACUUGAUCAAGCAUCUAUCCUUUGGGAGGGACUACCCUGGUAUCGUCAAUCCUUUGGAUGGCACCGAUGUUGCGGCACCACAAGCUUCCAUGAUGUAUCAGUACUUUGUGAAGAUUGUCCCAACCAUCUAUGUGAAAUGGGAUGGAGAGGUGGUUAAAACAAACCAAUUCUCUGUAACGCGACAUGAGAAAGUAGCCAAUGGGUUGAUCGGAGACCAGGGCCUACCUGGUGUGUUUGUAUUAUAUGAACUCUCCCCUAUGAUGGUCAAAUUCACAGAGAAACAGAGAUCAUUCACUCAUUUUCUUACAGGACUGUGUGCCAUCGUAGGAGGUGUAUUUACAGUGGCUGGACUAAUUGAUUCCUUGAUAUACCACUCGGCAAAAGCCAUCCAGAAGAAGAUUGAACUAGGCAAGGCAUCUUAGUGAAGUGUUUUGCACAAGGGCAAACCAGACUGUUCAUCAUUCUCCGCAAGGGCCUAUCUGUAAAAGGGAAGUGACUACAAACUGAUGCUAACUAACAUGGCAAUAAACAAAAUCAGAAUAAUCUCCCUCAAUAUGGAAAGGAAAUUUGACCGCUAAGUCUCCCAUUAGUUAUUUUUGUUUUUACAUCCCUUAUCCAUACAAAGAAUGAAAGACCGAAUCACUGGACAGAAGAGUGAUUUAACUGAUGUUUUUGAUCACAUUUGAUUCAUCCCCAGUCCAAGCACAUUGUAUCUAUCAGUUGCUUCCCAUAUACACGUAACAAAUAUAAACACAACAUGGGAACAAUUUCAAAGAUUGUACUGACUUACAGUACAUAUAAGGAAAAGUCAAUCGAAAUAAAUUCAUUUGGCGCUAAUCUGGAUUUCACAUGACUGGGAAUACUGAUAUGCAUCUGGUCAGAGAUGCCUUAAAAAAAAGGUAGGGGCGUGGAUCAGAACCAGUCAGUAUAUGGUGUGACCACCAUUUGCAUCAUGUAGAGCAACAUCUCUUUCGCAUAGAGUUGAUCAAGCUGUUGAUUGCAGUCUGUGGAAUGUUGUCCCACUCCUCUUCAAUAACUAAUUACAAAGGCAGACUAACUAAACGGAGCACAGAGAUAUAUAUAUAUAUAUAUAUAUACACACGCAGGAACUGGAACACGCUGUCUUAAACGUUGAUCCAGGGCAUCCCAAACAUGCACAAUGGGUGACGUGCAGGCCAUGGAAGAACUGGGACAUGUUCAGCUUCCAGGAAUUGUGUAUAGAUCCUUGUAACAUGGGGCUGUGCAUUAUCAUGCUGAAACAGGAGUGACAAUGGACCUCAGGAUCUUGUCAUGACAUUCAACUUGCCAUCAGUGAGAAAAAAAAAGAAACCUGCGCAAUGUUCUUGCUAGUAUCACUGCUCUUUAGCUUUAUGUAUCGGCCUCAAGGUCUUCAUCACUGCUUUAAAAAGUAGUUGUGUUAGUUGUCUGUAGCUUAUGCCUGCCGAAACCAUAACCCCACCGCCACCAUGGGGCACUCAGCAAACCACUCACCCACAUAACGCCAUACACGCUGUCUGCCAUCUGCCCGAUACAGUUGAAAUCGGGAUUCAAGAGCACACUUCUCCAGCGUGCCAGUGGCCACUGCAGUCAGGUCAAGACCGUGGUGAGGAUGACGCGCAUGCAGAUGAGCUUCCCUGAGACGGUUUCCGACAGUUUGUGCAGAAAUUCUUCGGUUGUGCAAACCUACAGUUUCAUCAGCUGUCUGGGCUGCUGGUCUCCGACGAUUCCACAGGUGAAGAAGCUGGAUGUGGAGGUCCUGGGCUGGCGUGGUUGCGAGGCCGGUCAGAUAUACUGCCAAAUUCUCUAAAACAUGAACUUGACAUUUUUUGGCAACUGCUCUGGUGGACAUUCCUGCAGUCAUCAUGCCAAUUGCACACUCCCUCAACUUGCGAGAUCUGUGGUUUUGUAUAAUGUAACAAAGCUGUACUUUAAGUGGCCUUUAAUUUUCCCCAGCACACGUUGUACCUGUGUAAUGAUCAUGCUGUUUAAUCAGCUUCUUGAUUCAGGUGGAUGGAUUAUCUUGGCAAAGGAGAAAUGCUCAAACAGUGAUGUAAACAAAGUUGUGCACAACAUUUGAGAGAAAUAAGCUUUUUGUGCUUAUUUCUGGGAUAUUGUAUUUCAGCUCAUUAAACAUGGGACCAACACUUUACAUGUUGCGCUUAUUUUUGUUCAGUGUAUAUACCUUUUUGCCAUUCUCAUCUACCCUAAAUGUACUGUCGUGGACAUGUUUAUCCCAUCCCUUUAAUUUCUGAUCUCUUUGAUCAAUCAUGGACCCUUCAUUUACAUAAUUAUUUGCUAUGACAUUGGACCCGAGCAGGUUGAAUGUGUGUUCAAGGGUGUAUUCAUUACUGCAAAAAGUUUUGCUUUAGAAGACUUUUUGCAACUGAAAUGAGUCUUAUUUGAAAAUUAAUUUAGGUCCCUCCCAGUUUUGUCUCGUUUGGUUCCUAGUGAAUACACCCCAGAUUGAUGGAAUCUCUGACCGUCGUUGAGAGGACUACUUAAGGAGACCAAAUGAUGCAGUUUAUUGUUAUUUUGUUGUGAUUGCACAUUUUGAGAUCCAAUUCAGGGGCCUGUGUUGAGUGAAAGUGUGUGAGCGCAUGUGUACAGCUUAUUGUGUGUGUGGGAGAGACGUAUUUAUAUUUUGAGAAUCCUCAACGGUUUUUAAAAUGACAAAAUAAAUGUUGAAUACACCAGCCUGUAA
Messenger RNA from Oncorhynchus kisutch (coho salmon), 3511 nucleotides. RefSeq names its product endoplasmic reticulum-Golgi intermediate compartment protein 3. Gene Ontology annotation, cellular component: Golgi membrane; endoplasmic reticulum membrane; COPII-coated ER to Golgi transport vesicle. Bases 81 to 1232 code for a protein of 383 amino acids. Gene Ontology annotation, biological process: retrograde vesicle-mediated transport, Golgi to endoplasmic reticulum; endoplasmic reticulum to Golgi vesicle-mediated transport. NCBI's taxonomy places the organism in Eukaryota, Metazoa, Chordata, Actinopteri, Salmoniformes, Salmonidae. The transcript has 13 exons. The record is from RefSeq and is a predicted model, not a curated record.